Messenger RNA from Erythranthe guttata (spotted monkey flower), 1801 nucleotides. Its product is annotated as glyoxal oxidase-related protein. The record is from RefSeq and is a predicted model, not a curated record. NCBI's taxonomy places the organism in Eukaryota, Viridiplantae, Streptophyta, Magnoliopsida, Lamiales, Phrymaceae.
ACCUCUUGGCAUCUAGCACGUCAUUUGUCUUUGCUUUUUCAUCAACAUCCCAUCUUCACUGACACAAUUAACUGAAACUCUGACUUCUGUUUCAUUUUCUCUCACUAAAACUCAUGACCACAGCCAAGCUCUUACUCCUCGUCCUUUUCUGCUAUGUCACACGCGCCGCCGUCGCCGACCUCCCCGGCGCGUGGGAGCUUCUCAUCCCCGACGCCGGCAUAGCUUCAAUGCACACGGCGGUGACACGUUUCAACACCGUCGUCCUCCUCGACAGGACCCACAUAGGCCCCUCAAGAAAACUCCUACCCGGAAACCUCUGCCAAGUCAACCCGGCUGACCCGCCGACCAAAGACUGCACCGCACAUUCAGUUCUCCUCGAUUUACAAACCAACACCAUCCGCCCAUUAUCCAUUGUAACCGACACGUGGUGCUCCUCCGGCCAGUUCCUCCCCGACGGCAGCCUCAUCCAAACCGGCGGCGAUAUGGACGGUUUCAAAAAAAUCCGGAAGUUCACCCCCUGCGAACCGGGUUCGCUCUGUGAUUGGGAGGAACUGCAGGAGACCGAACUGUACCAAGGAAGAUGGUACGCCACUAAUCAAAUUCUACCAGACGGAUCGAUAAUUAUAAUCGGUGGAAAAUCAUCCAACACUGUGGAAUUCUACCCGCCGAAAACCGAAAUCGGUGCGGCGAAUUUCCCAUUUCUAAUCGAAGUUCGAGAUAAUCAAAUGGAUAAUCUCUACCCCUACGUUCAUCUUCUCCCAAACGGAGAGCUCUUCAUUUUCGCCAACAAUAAAGCCAUAUCAUACGAUUAUAAUUCAAAUUCCGUAACAAAAAAUUAUCCAAUUCUCGAGGGCGGUCCGAGAAAUUACCCUUCGGCGGGGUCGUCGGCGAUGCUUGCUUUGAUCGGCGAUUAUUCGUCGGCGACGGUCGUCAUAUGCGGCGGAGCUGAGUACGGGGCGUAUUUGCAGAAGAAGACGGAUAGUCCGGCGCGUGGGAGUUGCGGGCGGAUCGAGGCGACCCGACCCGACCCGGUGUGGGAGAUGGAGGAUAUGCCGUUUGGGCGGAUCAUGGGUGAUAUGGUAAUUUUACCCACUGGUGAUGUGCUGAUUGUUAACGGAGCUCAAGCUGGGACGCAGGGUUUCGAGUUGGCUUCUGAACCGUGUUUGUAUCCGGUUCUGUAUAGACCGGAUCAGCCGGUUGGGCUCCGGUUCAUGACUCUGAAUCCUGGAUCUGUUCCUAGGAUGUACCAUUCGACGGCGAAUUUGUUGCCGGACGGGAGGGUUCUGAUAGCCGGGAGCAAUCCGCAUUUCUUCUACAAUUUCAAUUCUGAGUUCCCGACUGAACUGAGGAUCGAGGCGUUUUCGCCGGAGUAUCUGGCCGCGGAUAAGGCGAAUAUUCGGCCGACUCUGGUGGAGUUGCCGGAGAGGAUCGGGUACGGGGAGGUGUUCGAGGCGGUGAUGGCGGUGGAGCUUCCGGUGGUGGGGAUAGUGGAGGUGAAUUUGGCGAGUGCGCCGUUUGCCACACACUCGUUUUCUCAAGGGCAGAGACUGGUGAAGCUGUUGGUAGAAACGCCGGCGGCGGUGGACGGUGGUGGGAGGUAUAGCAUAAAGUGUACGGCUCCGCCGAGUGGGAAGGUGGCCCCACCGGGGUAUUAUAUGAUGUUUGCUGUUAACCUAGGAGUGCCAAGUGUGGCUAAGUGGGUCCAGUUAGUAGCUUAACGUUAACUUUACAUUUUAUUUAUUUGUAUUAUUAUUUAUUCCUCUUUGAUUAUUCGAGUUAAAUAUAAAAACUGAAUUGCUAA